This is a messenger RNA of Alternaria rosae, 1629 nucleotides long. RefSeq names its product ran GTPase activating protein 1. Gene Ontology annotation, biological process: nucleocytoplasmic transport; activation of GTPase activity. Gene Ontology annotation, molecular function: small GTPase binding; GTPase activator activity. NCBI's taxonomy places the organism in Eukaryota, Fungi, Ascomycota, Dothideomycetes, Pleosporales, Pleosporaceae. Bases 150 to 1433 code for a protein of 427 amino acids. The record is from RefSeq and is a predicted model, not a curated record. The transcript is spliced from 2 exons. Gene Ontology annotation, cellular component: cytosol; nucleus; perinuclear region of cytoplasm.
GGGGUUCUAGACAAUGAAUCUCAAUCAACCCCACUACGUUUUGCGCCCCACGACUCACACUAUAAAGUAUAAACAACAAACCCGCCCCCUGUUGUACUGCAUUCCGCUGCUCUAUCCUUACUGUAACUUGCAACGGGCUGUGCGAAAACAUGGCUGGCGCAAAGAUCUUUUCUAUCGAGGGCAAGGGCCUCAAACUCACCACCGCCGAGGAUAUUGAGCCACACAUCCAGGACCUCAAGAGCAACGACGAUGUAGAGGAGAUCAAGUUCUUGGGCAACACACUGGGUAUUGGAGCCAGCGAGGCGCUCGCUAAGGUAUUGGAGAGCAAGAAAAACCUCCAGGUCGCAAACCUCGCCGACAUCUUCACCUCGCGUCUCCUCUCUGAGAUCCCGCCCGCGCUAUCCCACCUCCUCACCUCGCUCCUCACACUACCAAACCUCCACACCGUCGACCUCUCGGACAACGCGUUCGGCCUCAACACGGUUGCCCCGCUCGUAGACUUCCUGUCGCAACACACCCCACUACGGUACUUAUACCUCAACAACAACGGCCUGGGACCCGCCGCCGGCGUCCUCGUCGCAGAUGCGCUCACCGCGCUCGCCGCCAAGAAGGCGGCCGCGCGCAAAGACGGCAAAGACGUGCCCGACCUCGAACUCGUAAUCUGCGGUCGCAACCGCCUGGAGAACGGCAGCAUGGGCGCAUGGGCAAAAGCAUACGCCGCCAACACCGGCGUCAAGACCAUCAAGAUGACGCAGAACGGUAUCCGUCAGGAGGGUAUCUCGCACCUCAUCACCAACGGCCUCGCCCACCUCUCCAAACUAGAUACCCUCGACCUGCAAGACAACACCUUCACAGCCAUGGGCGCAAAGGCCCUCAGCAGCGCCGUCGGCAACUGGACUGAGCUCCGCGAACUCGGCGUAGGCGACUGUCUGCUCAGUGGCCGGGGCGGCGUCGCCCUCGCUGCUGCACUAGAGAAGGGCAACAACAAGAAAGUCGAGGUCCUGCGCCUUCAAUUCAACGACAUCAACGCCAAGGGUCUCGCUGGCCUGGCUUCCGCUUCUCACACCGCACUCCCCGCGCUCCGCCGCGUCGAAAUCAAUGGCAACAAGUUUGACGAGGAGGACCCCAGUAUCGAGAAACUGCGCGAUGUGCUCGAUGCACGGAAAGAGGAGAGUGGUGAGAAUGCGGACGACGACGAGUACUGGGGUCUAGAUGAGCUGGACGAGUUGGAUGAUGACGACGAAGACGAGGAGGAGAGUGAUGCGGAAGAAAAGCGUGGGGACGUUGAGGAUGAGGAGGGUGUUGAGGUAGAGGAGAAGGCCGCGAGACAGAUUGCCGAGGAUAACGAGGCUGAGGAGAGUAAUGUGGGUCAGGAGAAGGAUAAGAAGGUUGAUGAUUUGGCGGAUAUGAUGGCGAAGACGGAGAUUAAGUGAGAGGAUGAAGAGUGCACUGGAGGGGACCUUGUCAUGCAUUUAGCGGCUUGGGUUGGGAUGGGGAUGGCUUUUUGAGUAGGCAUGUAGGAAUUGAUACCAUAGACCUUACUUCUGUUGGGUUCACACGAGGUGAUCAAGCGUUGGGACGUGAUGACCGGGGAGACAUGUCCAAACUGGCAAGUAGCGCGAUUUAUCU